Messenger RNA from Saccostrea echinata, 7299 nucleotides. Its product is annotated as fibrillin-1-like. The transcript is spliced from 52 exons. Gene Ontology annotation, biological process: cell-matrix adhesion. Lineage: Eukaryota; Metazoa; Mollusca; Bivalvia; Ostreida; Ostreidae. Gene Ontology annotation, molecular function: calcium ion binding. The record is from RefSeq and is a predicted model, not a curated record. The coding region runs from base 159 to 7205 and encodes 2348 amino acids.
UGUUGGCUAAGCUAGAAAAUCCAGUGGGGUUUACAUGUGGAUCUUCAUUGACUCAUAAAAUUUAUAUCUACACAAAUGGCUAUAUUACUCUUGAUGGUGAAUUCAACAGUGGUAGACCUCAUCUGUUUUCAAAUCUGAAUGAAGUACAACCAGGCUCUAUGGUUGCUCCUUUCUGGUCAGACAUUGACAUGACAAGAGAUUCCAGAAUUUGGUAUCAUUUCUACAAUAAAUUCACAGCAAAUUCCUCAGUUCUGAGCCAGGCCCAGUCUCUGAUUGUGGAGAAUUACAGAGACUCAGCUACAGCCUCUAGUUUUAACCCUAAUACAGCUUUAGUCGUGACAUGGGAGAAUGUUCAUCCUGCUCCAGUGUCAUCAUAUUCCUCACAGAAUGCCAGUUUCCAGCUUCUGAUAGCCAGUGAUGGAGUGACCACCUAUGCAGCCUUUCUGUUUAAACAGAUGGACUGGAUUCCUCCUAAACCUGUCUUACUGGGCUACAGGUGUGGGUCAGAUGACUUCUACAGUCACCCUGCUUCUCUGACCAAUCACAUUCUACAGGAUGUCAUUAACAAUGGUUAUAACAAUGGAAGUAAGCAAGGACUAUGGAUUUACAAAUUGGACAGAAUGAACAACUUUAUAAACUUUGCUGAAAAAUGCUAUACAUGGAUGCAAAACUCUGGAAAUCCAGGAUUCUUGGCUGUUGUUUUGGCCAAUACAAAUUUAACAAAGUGUCCCUGUAGUGAAGACAGGAUACAAAAAGAUGGCCGCUUUGUUCAGUACCCAAAGGAGCCCAACUGUUAUGUAUUGAAGUUUUCACCUUCUGCCAUAACAGGGACAAGGAAAUGCUGUUACUCAAGAAACUCCACCCAUUCCAAUCUGAUCAGCACUGGGAGAGAGGCUGGUUUUAUUUACACGGAGCACCCCAUACAUAAUGAAGCCAUGGCCAAUCUGAAGGAUGAAGAACCACACAACUACUGCUGUGUACAGUCCAACCUUUGUAGUGAAUUCCUGAAGCUGAGAAUUUCUGAUACCUGUGAAUUUUACAGUCCGCUCACAUCAGGAUCCUCUUUUGGAGACCCCCAUGUAAGAACACUGGAUGGUCUGACCUAUACAUUUAAUGGACUGGGAGAGUAUGUGAUGCUGACUAUGGUAGAACCAGGAACAAACAUCACCCUACUGGAGAUACAGACUCGUACAGCACAAGCUGUCAAUGCUAAUGGAACCAAGAUAAAUGCCACAGUCUUCCAUGCAUUUGUUUUCAAGGAAAAGAAUGGAGGAGAAGCUCAGGUAGAAGUCAAUCUAGCAGAAACAGGCAUGAUUUUAUAUGCAGACAGAAUAGACAUCACCCCACAAUUUUAUGCCAGUGUCACCUAUACAUAUUACAGAGAAAAUUCAAUAUUUAUAACAAAAACAGGAACUAACAGAGUAGAGAUUCUCUUCCCAUCAGGUAUUACUUUUGACAUGUCUUUGAAUCUUGGAAUGUUGGAGUUAACCACUGGUAUACCAGAUUCAUUGUCCUCGACUACAACAAACUUUGGCCUUUUGGGAAAUGUGAACGGAGACAUAAAUGAUGACCUGAAAACUCCUAACGGAACUCUUCUCCCUUCUAACUCAACAGAAAAGGAAAUCUACCACAACUUUGGAGAGCUCUGGAGAGUUGAUUGUGACAAGUCACUCUUUGUCUAUCAGCAUGACUUGACUUGUGCCUCCUAUCAGCCAACAAAUUUUACACCCAUAUUCAUGGAGGACUUCACUCAGCAAGAAAUAACCCAAGCUCAAGAGGAGUGUGGGGGCCCCCAGAACUUCAACUGUAUUUAUGACUUCCUGGCCACAGAAAACAAAGCCAUUGCUAAUAUUACUAGAAUAGUUUAUCAGACAGCUCUACAAGAGGAGAGAAGUGCAGCCAACACUAGGCCUGUCAUUGAUGGAUUGGGUUCUAUCUAUACAGUAGUUGGUCAGAGCUUUACAAUAACAGCCAAUGCCUCAGAUGUCAAUGGUGACAAUGUGACUAUAGUUAUGCUGAGUCCAGUAAAUGUGACCUCUGCUACUCUACCUGGGAAUGUGUCCUUCUCCUACACCUAUACCCCACAAGACAUGACUCCUUAUGCUGUGGAAUUGUAUGCUAUUGAUUCUUUGAAUGGAGUGUCCAAGGUACUGUAUGAGCAGGUGUACCAGUGUUAUAACUGUAGUAACCGUGGCAACUGUAACAACUCCCUAGCAACAAGCACCAGUAUCUCAUCGUUCUUUAUUGUGCCAUGUACUUGUGAUCUGGGAUGGACAGGUAACUCCUGUGAGAUUGAUAUUGAUGGUUGUGCUGGUUCCCCAUGUGAUCCCCUCAGUAACUGUACAGACAAUCCAGCAGCUGAGCACCAGUCAACAGGAAGGGCAUUCAAGUGUGAAAAUUGUCUCCAGGGAUAUCAGAUAACAGAGUCUUUCAAAUGUUUAGAUGUAGAUGAAUGCUCCAACAGUUCUCUGAAUGGCUGUAACCAGAUCUGUACAAACACAGAAGGAAGUUAUUCCUGCUCAUGUUAUCAAGGAUACAGAUCAGCAGGGACAUCAUGUUUAGACAUUGAUGAGUGUACAGAAGGAACCAGUAACUGCCAACAACUCUGUGUGAAUGCUGUAGGUUAUUACAAUUGUUCCUGUUUGGAUGGCUAUUCUCUCCAGUCAGAUGGAUUCUUCUGUGUUAUACAAAGUCCACAGCAGUCCUGCACCAGUAUGAACUGUAGUCAAGGAUGUUCUGUCAACAACACAGGUUCUCCAUAUUGCUUCUGUUACCAAGGUUACAGUCUGCUGCCAGACGGACAGAAUUGUACUGAUGUGAAUGAAUGUCAGAAUAGUGGACAAUGUCCCCAAGUGUGUUCAAACACUGACGGCAGUUUUACAUGCAGUUGUUUCGUUGGUUACAAGCUGCAAAAUGACCAAGUUUCUUGCACAGGUUGUGAUUCCCUGCAUUGGGGCUACAAUUGCAACAAAUCAUGUGACUGUUCCCAGAAUGCUUUGCGUUGUGACAGUGUAAGAGGAUGUGUUUGUAAGACUGGUUGGACAGGAACCCUGUGUGACACUAACAUCAAUGAAUGUGUGGAUCCAAGUUUGUGUUCAGCUACAGAGGUGUGUGUAGACAACCCAGGAUCCUACAGCUGUCAGUGUGUCAGUGGAUAUCAGAGAAAUGCUUCACAAAUCUGUCAAAAUAUGGAUGAGUGUAGCUCAGCCCUCCAUAACUGUACCUCCACAGAGAUCUGUCAGGACAUACCAGGUUCAUUCCUCUGUCCAUGUCAAGUGGGUUACCAGAGAAAUACCACCUCUGGGGCAUGUGAAGAUAUUGAUGAAUGUGGAGAAGGGACAGAUUCCUGUAACCAGAAUUGUCACAACACUGUAGGGAGUUAUUAUUGUACCUGUUAUACUGGAUAUCAGCUACAAGACGACAGGAGAACAUGUGUGAAAUCCAGAAAUCCCUGUCUCGGAGCCAGCGUGGAUGGAACCUGUGACAACACUCAUGGAGGAUGUACUGUCAACUCUUCCAAUGUAGCCUAUUGUUUCUGUGACCAUGGAUACGACCUCCAGGUCAAUGCUUCAGGAUUCUCACUUUGUCCAAAUAUCAAUGAGUGUGUGACCAACAUCUCUGGCUGUUCCCACAUCUGUAAUGAUGUCAGUGGUAGCUUCUACUGUGAUUGUCCUGAUGGGUACAAACUGACAACAGAUCACAAAACAUGUGAAAGUUGCAGUGUAACCAACACCUGGGGACCAAACUGUACUACCCCUUGUAACUGUGCAGUAGGAACCUCAUCAUGUGACCCCCUGAUUGGUUGUCGUUGUCUGCCAGGAUGGACAGGAACACUGUGUGAGCUUAACAUCAAUGAAUGUUUGAACAGGCCCUGUAAUGCUACCCAAAUAUGUGUAGAUACUGAAGGCUCCUACAUAUGUAAAUGUGAUUCAGGAUUUCAGAGUAACCAAAGUGGUGGCUGUCAAGAUGUUGAUGAAUGCAGCAAUAACCAGGACAGUUGUCAGCAACUGUGCACAAAUACAGAAGGAAGCUACAACUGUUCUUGUAGAUCUGGAUUUGAGCUGAAGUCAGACGGAAUCUCGUGUCAAGAUAUUGAUGAGUGUGGUUUACGCACCAAUCCGUGCACUCAGAGGUGUGUGAACACAGAUGGGUCUUUUGUUUGUGCUUGUGAGGCAGGUUUUAGACUACAUGGUUACCAGUGUUUAGACUCUGUAGAACCUCCUUGCGUUGCUCGAAAAUGUCCCCAGGGAUGUAGAAUUAAUAGCACAGGAGAACCAGAGUGCUUCUGUUACCUUGGUUACAGAAUGAAGGCAGACUCAUCUUGUGAAGAUAUCAAUGAGUGUUUAGAUGCACCUUGCCCACACAGCUGCCAGAACACUAAUGGAAGUGUGGAGUGUGGAUGUUAUGAUGGAUAUCAGCUUCAGACAGACCACAGGUCAUGUCAGGUCUGUGACCUUGAUCACUGGGGACAGAACUGUGAGAUGUCAUGUGACUGUACCCAUCAUGCCCUGUACUGUAACAGUGUGAUUGGCUGUGUGUGUAAGCCUGGCUGGUCUGGGAGGUUCUGUGAAGAAAACUUCAAUGAGUGUGAGGAUGUCAGCCUGUGUCAGUCACCUGAGGUCUGUACAGACACCUAUGGAUCAUUUGCCUGUGUUUGUGAAAAUGGCUACCAGAGGAAUACCAAUACAGGACUUUGUGAAUAUUCCAGUGCUUGCAGCUCUUGGGCUCAGUAUGCCUGCCCAAUAGAUGAACUUUGUGUGGACACUACAGACAAUUACAUGUGCGUCUGUGCUGAAGGGUUUAUUAGAGUUAACGACACUUGUCAAGAUUUGGAUGAAUGCUCAGAAAUGUUACACAAUUGUCAUCAUGAGUGUGUGAAUACAUUUGGCAGCUUCAGGUGUACAUGUAAAACUGGAUACAGCCAACAGAUCAAUGGAAAAGAGUGUCUCCCACAAUUGUCUAACCCCUGCAGAAGUAGUAACAAGUGGAACUUCUGUGACCAUACCUAUGGGGGGUGUACUGUGGAUGGAGGAGGAAAUCCUGUGUGUUUCUGUAGGGCUGGUUACUCUCCUGUACAAAAGGAUAAUUUCACUCUCUGUAAUGACCUUCAGGAAUGUUGGAUGGGUAUAUCUGGCUGCUCUCACAGUUGUUCAAAUACCUGGGGUGGAUUUACCUGUGAGUGUCCCAAAGGAUUCACUCUGGACACUGAUAGGAAGACUUGUAUCAGUUGUGCUGAUAUGGGAAAAUGGGGAGAUAACUGCACAAAUUCCUGUGGCUGUGGACGUGGUGCCUUAAGAUGUGACCCUGUGACUGGUUGUGUGUGUAAACAGGGCUGGACUGGUCCCCACUGCUCACAACAUGUUGAUGACUGUAGUAACACCUCAUGUGGUACUCACCAGAAGUGUGUUCAUGUCAACUUCUCUCGUCUGUGUGUCUGUGAAAAGGGUUUCCAAAGAGACUCCAACAAUCUGUGUCAAGAUAUUGAUGAGUGUUCUACUAACCAACACCUUUGCACACAGAGAUGUAUUAACACACAGGGAAGCUACAGGUGCUCCUGUACUGAUGGGUUCCAACUCGGAUCAGACAAUAGAACUUGUGAAGAUGUUGAUGAGUGUACACUGGAGACAUCAGACUGUCAACAACAGUGUCUUAACACAAUAGGAGGCUACUACUGCUUCUGUUAUGAUGGAUUCUACCUGACUGGUUCCAAUCAAUGUAUUAAAGAUUUGUCUACCUCCCCCUGUGUUGGCACGGGUGAUUCCUGUCAGUAUGGAUGUAGAGUGGAGGGAGGACUAGCUUUCUGUUUCUGUCCUAAUGGCUAUACACUGAACACUGACAGGACAACUUGUUCAUAUGUAAAUUCAACAGUAAAUGUACAGUUGAAAACAAAUAUCAAUUUCCGAUCUGAAUACAAUAACCCCUCUUCACUGCUGUACAAAAACCUAAAGGAGGACAUGGAAACUGAGACUCGUUCCUUUUUUGGAAACAUGCAGAAUCUGAAGUCUGUGAAGAUUUUUAGAAUUAGUGAGAGCAGUACUGUGUUUGACCUACUAGUGAAGUUUAACACAAAUGUCACAAUGGAGUUGGAAGCACAGUUGAGUACAGUUCUACAGAACAUUUACCAGUCAGGAAUACAGUUACAGGGAACAAAAUAUGCUGUAUUAGAAAACCCAGUUACAUCAGUACCUUAUAAACCUGCCCCCUGUGUACUUUGUCUUUCCACCGAAAGAUGUCACAUCCUUGUGGAUAACAGCUAUGUAUGCAGAACUAUUUCAGUAAGCACUACUAAUGCAGUAUCCCUGAAAAUAACAACAGCUAAGAGCUAUGAAGCAUUUAUGGCAGAUACAACAGAUAUAAAAUAUGCUGUGUUUGAAAACUCGGUCAUCACAACACUGAAUGAAAUACUGAACUUCACAGUGGUAGACAGAAUCCAGUUGUCAACAAUAUUAGCUUUGGCCACUGGAACAAAAUUACAUGUGACAGUCCUCUUGAAAGUGUUAACUGACCCAGAUUUUGUGGCCCUGAUUGCCAGUAAAGUCAACGAGAAAAUAGACACUGUAGGGUGCAUAACUCUUGUUGGUAACUGUGUACCUUUGUUAAAGAAUACAGACAUCUUUGAUGGAACUCGAGAAGUUCCAGUGGUAUGCAAGACAUGUUCAGAAAAUGUAACCUGUAUCACUCAUUCUCCAGGCUGGUGGAAUUGCUUGAUAAGUACUACUGUAAUUCCAUCUACAACACCUGUUCCUACAACAACUGAAACAACAACAGUUUCAGCAGUUUCUAGCACCCCCAGAACGAUUACAGAGGACAAGCAGAUAAUUGUGGGGGUGGGGGUAGCAGUCCCCCUGGGGGUUCUUUUCCUUGUCCUAAUUAUUGUUCUUGGUGUACUACUGUGCAGGAAGUGGCAUCACUGGAAAAUACAAAGGAAUAGGACUCGGAACUAUAUUGCAGGCCCACAACAGAGAAAUCAGACAAACAGAGAGAGGGUAGUCUUUCGGCAACCUAUAGGACACAUUAGACAACCUUCUGCCCAAAUAAGACCCACCCUACGCAAUGGCAUACCACCCAGCUAUCCACGUAUAUAUCCAGUCUUGGACCACUUACAAGAUGAUCGUAGAUCAGGUCGAACAUCAAGACGAAAGGACAGUUUUGCAUUACAACGUCCUUUGGUGGAUCAGAGACCCAGUCAUAUAUACAAUUCCUAGGCCCUGUAAAUGGAGGAAGGGUGAUUGGUGUUUUAAUGAUACCCUGCUAUAGGCUUUAUGUUUCCGAAUUUCCAAGUUACGGACAGGUUCUUUG